Rhineura floridana is the source of this 2496-nucleotide messenger RNA. Its product is annotated as vomeronasal type-2 receptor 26-like. Gene Ontology annotation, molecular function: G protein-coupled receptor activity. Gene Ontology annotation, biological process: G protein-coupled receptor signaling pathway. The transcript has 6 exons. Bases 1 to 2496 code for a protein of 831 amino acids. The record is from RefSeq and is a predicted model, not a curated record. Gene Ontology annotation, cellular component: membrane. Lineage: Eukaryota; Metazoa; Chordata; Lepidosauria; Squamata; Rhineuridae.
AUGGCUCAGGGAAUGGUCAAUGUAAACAUUGUUAGCAGUACAGAUGUUUUAUCAGUGUUCACUAACAAGCUUGAGGCAAGUGUGAGUGUAGUACCAAAGAAUUACCAGCACAUCCUGGCCUUGACAUUUGCAGUAAAGGAGAUCAAUGAAAACCCACUUAUCUUACCGAAUCUCACUUUUGGCUUCCACAUUUACGACAGUUAUUUCAAUGCAAAGAGGACCUAUCAUGCCACAUUGUUACUUAUGUCCACACUGGAGAGAUUUUUCCCUAACUACAUAUGUGACAUCCAGAACAACCUAAUAGCAGUUAUUGGGGGACUGGACUCCCAAACCUCUAUUCAUGUGGCAAAUGUUUUGGAUAUCUAUAAGAUUCCACAGCUGGUUUAUAGUCCUGUUCCAGUGAUGAAUGAUAAAACCCCAGGCCUUCUCUUCUACCAGAUGGUUCCUAAGGAAGUCCUUCAGUUUAAGGGAAUUCUCGCUUUGCUUCUGCAUUUCAGGUGGACAUGGAUUGGGGUUGUUGUUAUGGAUAAUGACAAUGGAGAAAGAUUUUUGCAAACUGUAAUUCCAAUGCUUUCACAGAGUGGUGUCUGUUUUACCUUCAUACAAAGAAUCCCCAUAUUUACUUUUGUCACUGACAUUAAAGAUAUGCUGGACAACGGGGCAAAAAUACAUGACAAAAUUAUGGGCAGCAAAGCUAAUGUAUUUGUGGUCUAUGGAGAAUCAUACUCCUUUGCAUUUUUUAGAUGGUUGCCAUAUCUAUCAGAACAAGAACACAUGGCAAGAAAACCAAAAGGUAAAGUCUGGAUAGCAACAGUCCAGGUGGAACAUACGUCAUUUGUUUUUCAAAGGACUUGGAAUACAGAAAUGUUCCACGGUGCUAUAUCCUUCGCAAUUCACUCCAACAAUCAACCAAGUUUUCACCAGUUUCUUGAGGGAAGAAACCCUGCCACCACAACUGCAGAUGGUUUUAUCAGAGAGUUUUGGCAAAAUGCCUUUGGCUGUGUAUUUCCUGUUCAGAGUCUUGACCAGGCAGAGGCCAAUAUUUGCACUGGUGAGGAGAAUCUGGAAAGCCUUCCAGGGACUUUUUUUGAAAUGAGUUUGACUGGCCACAGCUACAGUGUCUACAACGCUGUCUAUGCUGUGGCCCAUGCUUUACAAGCUAUAUUUUCAUCUAGACUGAAAUACAAAGCAAUUAUGGAGGGAGGAGAACUGAAGCAUCAGAUGCAAGAGGCCUGGAAGCUCCAUCAUUUUCUCAGAAGGGUCUCAUUUAACAACAGUGCUGGGGACAAGAUUUCUUUAGACAAGAGCGGGGAAUCUGUAGGUGGAUUUGAUAUUAUCAACUGGAUUUUUUUCUCCAACCAAUCCUUUCAUAGAGUAAGAGUUGGAAGGAUGGAUCCCCAGGCUACUCCAGAUCAAGCAUUUACCAUUGAUCAAGGUGCCAUAACAUGGCACAGCUGGUUUAACCAGACUCGUCCUCUUUCUGUUUGUACUGAGAGUUGCCAUCCUGGUUCUAGCAAGAAAGUGAAGGAGGGGGAGCCAUAUUGUUGCUACGAUUGCAUCCUGUGUCCAGAAGGCAAGAUUUCGGACCAGGAAGACUUGAACAACUGUUAUGAAUGCACAGAUGAAACUUAUCCAAACAAAAACAGGGAUCUAUGUAUUCCCAAGGGUAUCAGCUUCUUGGCUUUUGGAGAACCUUUGGGGAUCAGCUUAGCCUCUUUUGCUCUUUCCUUUGCUUUGAUCACAACCCUGGUGCUAGGAAUGUUUGUGAAACACAAGGAUACUCCCAUUGUCAAAGCCAAUAACCGGAACCUCUCCUACACACUCCUCAUUUCCCUUCUGCUUUGCUUUCUUUGUGCAUUGCUAUUCAUUGGCAAGCCUCACAAUGUGACAUGUCUCUUCAGACAAACUGCUUUUGGCAUCAUCUUUUCAGUGGCUGUUUCUUGUGUGUUGGCAAAAACCAUCACUGUAGUUCUGGUUUUUAUGGCCACCAAACCAGGAUCCAGGAUGAAGAAGUGGGUGGGGAAAAGACUGGCCAACACUAUUGUUUUUUCCUGCUCCUUUAUUCAAGCAGGUAUCUGCAUCAUGUGGCUGGCAACAAAACCUCCAUUUCCAGAUGCUGACAUGUAUUCAAUGCCUGAAGAAAUUGUACUGGAAUGUAAUGAGGGUUCAGUGACAAUGUUUUACUCCGUUCUGAGCUACAUGGGCCUCCUGGCUAUUGUUAGCUUCACUGUGGCUUUCCUUGCCAGGAGGUUGCCUGAUAGUUUCAAUGAAGCCAAAUUUAUCACUUUCAGUAUGUUGCUUUUUUGCAGCGUUUGGUUAUCCUUUGUUCCAUCCUAUCUGAGCACAAAAGGGAAAUAUAUGGUUGCAGUGGAGGUCUUUUCUAUCAUAGCCUCCAGUGCUGGGUUACUGGGCUGCAUCUUUUCUCCCAAAUGUUUCAUUAUUUUGUUGAGACCUGAGCUGAACAACCGAGAACAGCUAAUUAGAAGAAAGUCUUGA